This is a messenger RNA of Archocentrus centrarchus (flier cichlid), 1430 nucleotides long. Its product is annotated as probable UDP-sugar transporter protein SLC35A4. The record is from RefSeq and is a predicted model, not a curated record. Gene Ontology annotation, cellular component: Golgi membrane. The transcript has a single exon. Bases 68 to 1045 code for a protein of 325 amino acids. Gene Ontology annotation, molecular function: pyrimidine nucleotide-sugar transmembrane transporter activity. Gene Ontology annotation, biological process: pyrimidine nucleotide-sugar transmembrane transport. Lineage: Eukaryota; Metazoa; Chordata; Actinopteri; Cichliformes; Cichlidae.
GGGGUUGUUGCACUUUAGCAAGGAUUGAAGGUGUUAGAAAAUAAGUAUUUAUUGUGUGUCAUCAGUUAUGAUUGUGAUUCAGAAUGUGGGGUCCAGUUCCCCAGCAAGGAUUAAGAGACAGUGGGUGAAAAGGAUUAAGUGGGGUGUUCUCCUGGGGCUGAUGGUCCUCAUCUAUGGCUCUCAUGCACCACUCAUCACUCUCACCAAGGUAGAUGGUCAAGUCCCUUUUAACCCUUCCUCAUGCGUUGUAAUGAUCGAGUUAGCUAAGCUGCUCGUGUCUCUCUUGACUCUUGUUCUAACUGGUGGUACAUCAGCCUCACGUGCUGCUUCACGCCUUGCCUUUGUGGCACCCUAUGCGGUCCCUGCCAUUCUCUAUGCCCUCAACAACAACUUGGUUGUUCUGAUGCAGGCCUACAUGGACCCCAGUUCAUUCCAGGUACUGUCAAAUCUUAAAAUUGCCUCCACUGCCCUGCUUUACUCCUUCUGUUUGGGCAAGAGGCUCCAGCCUGCUCAGUGGUUAGGCCUGGGACUCCUCAUGCUUGCAGGAGUGUGCCACAGUUACAGCAGCCUGGAUCUGGAGCUCCCUGACAGGGUUGAAGCUGAGGAAGUUCAAAGGCUUCAUAUCACAGCCUGGGGGCUUUUCCUUGUGCUGAUGUACUGCUCUGUUUCAGGGCUGGCAGCAGUUUACACAGAGGGGAUACUGAAGAGCCAGAAGCUUCCCCUAAGCCUUCAGAACCUCUACCUCUAUAUGUUUGGUGUUGCCAUCAAUGGACUGUCAUCUUUCUUUUCUGUAGCAAGUGACAAGGGCUUUCUGGAGGGCUACUCCUGGGUGGUUUGGAUCAUCAUAGCAGGACAAGCGGCAAAUGGACUCCUGAUGUCUGUGGUUCUCAAGCAUGGCAGUGGGAUCACCAGACUGUUUGUCAUUUCCUGUUCCAUGCUGGUUAAUGCGCUGUUGUCUUGGGCUAUCUUAGGUUUGCAGCUGACUCCUUUGUUCCCAGUACCUGUUGCUAUGAUUGGACUGGCAGCUUACCUGUAUUACAGAUAGUGCAAUCUCUAUCAAAGGAACCGCCAGCACAGUUUACCAUACUUCAGUUUGUUUUUGUUUGUUUGUUUUUUUAAAGCCUUAUCUUCUUACUGACACUUGAAACUGGACUUUUUUAUUUGGAAUCCAACAUUUCAUUUGUGACCAUACUGCCGUACGUCACGUUAAGUCAUGUUGCCUAAUUUGACAAUUUGAAUCAUGUUCAGAUGUUGACUUUAUAAUUGUUACACUGUUGCAGUGGAUUCAGAUCAAUCCAUAAGCAAAUGUUAUAUGUGGAGUGAAUUAUUUCAGAGUGCUGCUAUUUUAUUUUCUGUUUCUUUUUUUUUUUUUAACUUCUCUGCCAAGAACAACAUCAAUGUGUUAUUAGUGUUUUAAUAACCAAUAAAUU